AAUCUUAUUCUAUGACUAUAGAUGACAGAGUUAAGCGUGAAAUAGUAUGAACGAGUAUGCGCGUGAUCGCGACCGUUAGAAAAUUGCGCCAUUUUUUAGUUAUAACCAAGAUUAUUUUUUAAGUUGUGUAGUAUUAUGAAAAAUAUUCAUGAUAUUCUGAAACGUAAUACAUGUGCAGUUUAGUGAUAGUGCGAAUUUUGAUUUAUGUGAUUUGAACGAAAUUUUAAUUACAUUUUAUAAAAACGUAGUAAGAGCUUCGUAUUACACGAGGCAACAUUUUACCGGGUUCUUUUAAGAAGAGCACUUUUUUUUAUAUAAACAAAAUGUCGGUAGAUGCUUUGAGCGAUUCAGAAUUGCGAAGUAAAUUGAUGGAAUAUGGAUAUCCUGUAGGUCCCGUAACACAAACCACUAGGAAAAUUCUUGUAAAAAAAUUAAAAAAUCUCAUUGAAACUCGAGGCGGUACAGGGUCACGACAUUCAUUAGCUGCCAGGUAUAGCAGUGAAGAUACAGAUGAUGACACAAGUUCAACAAUUAAUAAAAAGAAAAAAGCAACAGUAAAUAUUAGAAGACAAACUUUAGCAAAUCCUAUGCCUCCACCAGCAUCAGUUUUAACAUCUUCUGAUGUAAAUAUAUCAAAAAGUCCAAUUAAAGAUAAAAUAACGCAUUCUGAAUUUAAAGAUCCUAUAGUACCAGAUUAUGAUAGUUCUUCACAAUUUACAACUCGUACAAUAACAAAAACUACUCAUAAAAAAUAUACAAAAACAAAUAAAUCAAGUGUAACUGAUGGCUUGGAAACUGGUUCAGAUUCAGAUGUUAUUGAAGAACCAAUUAAAAAAUAUUCUCCAUCUAAAUAUUUAUCUAACACAGGAAAAUUUCAAGAACCUAAAAUCUAUGAGCAUAAUAUUUCUGAUCAAGAUCAAAUUCCAAAAUCAUAUGAUUCAAAACCAAAAUCUAUUCACAUAGUGAAAGAUAAUAAAUAUAGUGAAUCACUUUUUGAUUCAAACAUUUCUCCAAUACAUUCAUUAAAUGAAGAUACAUGUAUAAAAGACAAUACAAAUCAAAGAGAUCUUUUGGCAAAUUAUGAAACACCAUUUUUAUCAGAAUUUACUAGGAGAUUAAGUUCACGAUCAUCUAUUAAUUUACCAUCUACAUCUUUAUCUACAUUAAAAAGUCCAUCACGAUUUACAUCAAAUGUACCAGAUUUAAAAGAAAAAGAUUCAAAUGGUCAUUUUUCUUCUUUAAGAUCAUUAUAUCCAUCAUCUAGUUCAAGUUCUAGACAUACAACAUCAUCUACUGAUAGAUCUCGAGAAACAGUGAACAGAAUGUUUAAACAAUCACCUACAAAUAGGGAAGAUGUACGGAAUAAUCACAAUAUGGUAUCUGUAAUUCUAGUAGUGGUACUUGCCUUAUUUUUUGGAAUUCUUGCUGUUAUAUACAUGGGACUUGGUGGAAAAACAGAAACUUUUCCAUCACUUUCAACGGAUAGCAACAUACCAUUAUGUUUUGUUGGAGAUGACUAUGAAUUACCUGGAGUUAAUUGUGUAAUGAAAGAAAAUGUAGAUUCUGUAUUACAAUUGUUGAAGAAACUUCAACCUAUUUUAACGAAAAAGGCUGUAUCCAUGAUAUGUGAUAAUUCCAGUGAAACUCCUUAUUUGACUGAUUCUGAGAUUAUGCAAAUGUUUACAAGUAAUAAAGUGACAAGUUUGGAAGUAAAAGAAGAUUUACAAAACGCACAAUUACUUGUCAUAAAAAAUCCGAAAUGGGGAAUUUCUCUUAUAGACAUAAGUGAUGAUAAUGGAAACUCCGGCAAUAUUUUGGAUUCCUUGGAAGAAUUAUUUUCUACUCGUCUAAAUGGGAAAGUUGGAAUGGUGAUAAUGAAUCCAGAGUUGCCAAUGCAAUGUCUUGUUAAGAACAAACUUUUCACCAUAUUCUCUUCUCUUCUAAUUGUGUCACUUGGUCUCUUAGCAGCUAUAGGAAUGCAGAAAUUAUUUGUUUGGUAUAUAAGAUACAAGAAAAGUACCGAGAGAGAAGUUUUUAAACUUGUUAGUGAUAUUAUUAAUAUGGUUGAGAUGCACCAUCAAAAUGCGGCAAUUAAUUCUCCGGGCAAUACACAAGAAAGCUUUCUUGCUAUAAAUCAUAUACGUGAUAAUCUUAUACCUCCAAAAGAUCGAAAAAAAAUGGCUGGACUUUGGGAAAAAGCAGUGAAAUUUUUGGAUGAAAAUGAAUCUAGAAUUCGAAGAGAAGUACAACAAGUUUCAGGGGAAGAAUUUCACGUAUGGCGCUGGUUGCCUAAUAAUAGUCUUAAUAAAUCUAACAGUCAAAAUUUUGUUUUAAAUAAAAAAUCUAAAGUGUGGCAAGGUCAAGCUUUUGAAACAAUGGAAGGUUCUGUUAAUAGUUUGACUUGUUCACCAACACCCUGUUUAAAAAUAAGGCAUAUGUUUGAUGCAGAUGUAGAAUUUGAAGAUGAUUGGGAAACAAAAGUUCAAGAUGCUAUUCUAGAGAAAUGUGGAGAAGGUGUUAAAAUUCUUCACAUUCGUGUAGAUCGCGGUAGUCGAGAAGGUUGUGUUUACAUGAAAUGUAUGUCACAAGAAGAUGCAGGAAAAGCUUAUAGGGCUUUACAUGGAUGUUGGUUUGAUGGUCAUUUAGUAACUGUAAAGUACCUGAGACUAGAGAGAUAUUAUGAGAGAUUUCCAGAUGCGCGUCGUUGUACAAUACCAUUAAAACCAAGUAACAAUCAACGAUUAUCUAUGCAAGCAGAUUAUUAGUAGAAAUGUGGAUAUAAAUUGACGAAAUACCUCUUCGCUUGUACAUAUACGAUUCUCAACCAGAAUUUGAAUUUUUUCCGCUGAAAUGAUUCUUUGCGGAUCAGAAUUCGCAAGAUUUCUAUUUUUUGCUCUAAAAAAGAGUAGAAUUUCGUACUACUGCGCAGAAGUAUAGAAUUUAUAAGACUUGCGACUGUGUAAUAGAAUUCUAAGAAUCGAAUGAGCAGAGACUUUUUUAUAAGCAUUUUUGUUUUGAUUAUGUUGUAUGACCUUUUUUAAGGUACAAAAGUCGAAAAAAUAAGACUCAAGAUUAUACUAUUUAU
Apis dorsata (giant honeybee) is the source of this 3085-nucleotide messenger RNA. RefSeq names its product inner nuclear membrane protein Man1 (gene MAN1). Gene Ontology annotation, molecular function: chromatin DNA binding. Lineage: Eukaryota; Metazoa; Arthropoda; Insecta; Hymenoptera; Apidae. The transcript is spliced from 11 exons. Gene Ontology annotation, biological process: nuclear envelope organization; negative regulation of BMP signaling pathway. Bases 324 to 2765 code for a protein of 813 amino acids. Gene Ontology annotation, cellular component: nuclear inner membrane. The record is from RefSeq and is a predicted model, not a curated record.